UAUAUGGUUUUCUUUUCUACCCUUUUCUUGCGGGCUGUACACGAAGCAGUGUCAUUUGGACACUCAAGCAAUAAAAUUUUGCAAUUAAAUUAAUCAAAGUUAGUAUUAAAUCCUGACAGAUUGACAGAGUCAGUCACACAGUAACAGCCAGGUGGGAAAGCGGAAGACAAAAUGUCUCCAUCAUUAUUUGAAUCUUCAAAGAUGACACCCUUCAGCACGUCAAUGGCAGGUCUAAGGACUCAAGGAUCAAACGAGGAAUGCCAAGGACUAGUAGAAAAUCGUUUUAUUGGUGCAGCAAAUGCUGAACCUGGUGACAGUUGUGAAUUUGGCUCAAAUCAUUAUUUUGCAUUAUGCGGUCUUGGUGGUAUUAUGUCUUGCGGUUUAACCCACACCAUGGUGACUCCCCUGGAUUUAGUCAAAUGCCGUAUCCAGGUUGAUCCAGCAAAAUAUAAAUCUGUCUUUAAUGGAUUUAGAGUAACGUUAGCAGAAGAUGGAGUUAGAGGAUUGGGCAGAGGUUGGGCUCCCACCUUCUUUGGUUAUUCAGUUCAAGGAAUGUUCAAAUUUGGUCUCUAUGAAGUUUUCAAAGUAUAUUAUUCAGAACUCGCUGGCGAAGAAUUGUCAUACGAUUAUCGAACUACGUUAUAUCUAGUUUCAUCUGCAUCGGCAGAAUUUUUCGCUGACAUUGGUCUCGCUCCGUUUGAAGCCGCCAAGGUCAGAAUCCAAACAAUGCCUGGUUAUGCCAAUAAUUUGCGUGAAGCGUUCCCGAAAAUGUUCGCUGAUGAAGGUUUGGGUGGUUUCUACAAAGGUCUUGUUCCAUUGUGGCUUCGUCAAAUUCCAUACACCAUGAUGAAGUUUGCCUGCUUCGAGCGUACAGUUGAACUUUUGUAUAAAUACGUUGUGCCUAAACCACGAAUGGAAUGUACAAAAGGUGAACAACUUGUUGUCACAUUCGCUGCUGGUUAUAUUGCCGGUGUUUUCUGUGCUGUUGUCUCACAUCCUGCUGACACCGUGGUUUCCAAAUUAAACCAGGAGAAAGGUGCAACAGCUGGUGAUGUUUUGAAGAAACUUGGAUUUGGUGGAGUAUGGAAGGGUUUGGGACCCAGAAUUAUUAUGAUUGGUACUCUAACAGCGGCUCAAUGGUUUAUUUAUGAUGCAGUGAAGGUAUGGCUUCGUAUGCCACGACCACCACCACCAGAAAUGCCUGAAUCAUUGAAAAAGAAGAGAGGUCUAGCUUAAAAAAAAUUUUCCUGAACAAAAAUAAAAUAUGCUUUAUCUUUAAAAAUUUUUUGAUAAAGCUAGGAAGAAACUAGACGAAUUUUAAAAAGUAAAUUGCCUUCCUGAGAAAACGCUGUUUUUUUUUGAAGAAAAACUAAGCUCCUAUAUAUUUGAUUUUUAUUUUUAAUAGAAAAAAUUGAUUCUCUCGUAAAUAUUAUUUCUGCAUACGAUUCAGGAAGGCGAUAAGAAAAAAAAAAUUUGGUAAUUGCACAUGCGACAGUUGUUAGUCCUGUCUGUACAAUUCCGUAUUGUCCGUAAUAUAUAUUGUUUAAUAAUCUUUUAAAUUUAGAACCAAUACUAAAGGAGCCUGUGAUGUACGAAAAAAAUCUGUCGCAAUGUAAAUACGAUGAUCGUCAUCAAUAAACGAUCAAAUUAUAAAAUCUAA
Messenger RNA from Leptopilina boulardi, 1660 nucleotides. RefSeq names its product phosphate carrier protein, mitochondrial-like (gene Mpcp1). Gene Ontology annotation, molecular function: phosphate transmembrane transporter activity. Gene Ontology annotation, cellular component: mitochondrial inner membrane. The transcript has 5 exons. Gene Ontology annotation, biological process: mitochondrial phosphate ion transmembrane transport. Lineage: Eukaryota; Metazoa; Arthropoda; Insecta; Hymenoptera; Figitidae. Bases 172 to 1236 code for a protein of 354 amino acids. The record is from RefSeq and is a predicted model, not a curated record.